AUGGAGAACUUGGACCUGAUGGGCUUCCUGAUCAUCACGUUAAACUGUAACGUGACCAUUGUGGGCAAGAUCUGGCUCAUCUUCACCCUGCUGGUGAGGAUGCUGGCGGUGGUCCUGGCAGGGUACCCCAUCUACCGGGACGAGCAGGAGCGGUUUGUCUGCAAUACUCUACAGCCGGGCUGCGCCAACGUUUGCUAUGACGCCUUCUCGCCGGUGUCGCCCCUGCGCUUCUGGCUGGCGCAGAGCGUGUCGGUGCUCCUCCCGUGCGCCAUCUUCAGUGCCUACGUCCUGCACCGGGGGGCCCAGCUCGCCGCCUCGGACGCAGGCGCCGGGGCCCGCCGGCCCUCGGACCUGCCCGGCGGAGACGGGCGCUGGCCAGCCCCGCGCGGGGCCGGGCGCCUCCGCUCCGUGCCCGACUUCUCCGCCGCCUACCGGGCGCACGUCUCUCUGCGGACGCUGCUGGAGGCUGCGUCCGGGGCCCUGCACUACCUCCUCUUCGGGUUCUGGGUCCCCGAGCGCUUCUCGUGCGCGCGGCCGCCCUGCUCCAGCGCGGUGGACUGCUACGUGUCGCGGCCCACGGAGAAGGGCGUGCUGAUGCUGUUCUUCUGGGCGGUGAGCGCGCUCUCCUUCCUCCUGGGCGUCGCCGACCUGGCCUGCGGCCUGCGGAGGAGCGGGAGCGCGGGCUGCGGGGCGGGGCAGCUCCCCCGGCCCGGCCCCGAGCGGGCGGGCGGCGGCGGCGGCAGGCGUCCCGGAGGCGGGCCCCCGGGCUCUCGAGCCCACCUGGCUGGGCACGACUGCGCCCCGCGACUGCAGCCCCCCGGCCGGCCGGCCUCCGAGGGCAGCGCUCCGCACCUGCGAGCCCAGAAGUCCGAAUGGGUCUAG
Molecule: messenger RNA, 882 nt
Organism: Dipodomys ordii (Ord's kangaroo rat)
Lineage: Eukaryota; Metazoa; Chordata; Mammalia; Rodentia; Heteromyidae
Gene: Gjd4
Product: gap junction protein, delta 4, 40.1kDa
Exons: 3
Coding region: 1-882 (293 amino acids)
Biological process (GO): cell communication
Cellular component (GO): connexin complex
Source: RefSeq, a predicted model, not a curated record